AUGGACAGACGUGGCAGCGGCAGGCGCCGGCGGAACUUACACCCUGGCGCCCUGAAUCUUGAUGUCCCGAUUCCUGUGGGGCGUCCCGAGACGGACCUCUCGUUCUUUUUCCCUCUUUCGGCUCAUUCAACUAUUGCGGUCUCUUGCUUUUGCUGCCUUUGUGCCGUGGUGCUUGUGGCCGCUGCAGUGUUUGUUAACGUGCACCACAAAACUGUCAGCAACGAUGCUGCCCGUGCCACGAAUGUGUGUGGCGUCAUUGCCGACCCGUCGAUAGUAAACCGCGGUCGCAAUGUGCUCAUCGGUGCCUCCGUUGCUUUCAUACUUGUGUACAUUAUUGUAGCCGUCGCGGCGGUGUGGUAUCUUCGGCGGGUUUCAAUGAAGCUUGAACGCUCAAUGGGUAAGACGCACGCUGCCUUUGCGCACCUGGGCAAGCUCCAGUUGGAGAGUGUGCCACUCUACGUCAACGAAUUCAGUGAUGUGGACGCCAUUACGGAGAAGCAAACGUUUUUGCUUGAACGCUACUCCAGGGCGCUGGAGCUCCAACAAUGCGAGGAUUCCAUGAACGACGUUUCCUUGGUGCUCCGCCAGUUUCGAAAACUGCUCCCCGACGCCGUGUUUCACAAGGAGUCUCCGGUGGAGCUGCGGGACGUGAGGUUGGGAGGCACGGCCGUUUUGAGGACAUUGGGAGAGCAUUCAGCGAAUCGCCUGGGAACGCUCAUAUUGACGGGGGCUUCUUCCUUGCAGAGAAGGCACCGUCUCAACUCGCUUGCCACCCCAAAUCAGGGAGCGGGUUUGGCUCACCCCACGGACGCCAGAAAUGCUACGGAAGCGGCGCUGCCGCGCGAGUGUUUUAGGAGGCAGGCGGAAAACGAAAUUUCCCAAAAGACACUCAAUAUUUCUGGAAUCCAUAGUCGUUUUGGGUUUCGUCUGAAAGCAAGAAAGGCCACUGUCGUGCUUAUAUCCUUGUUUGGUCUCGCAGGGUAUAUGGACGAUGACAUGCAUUACUGCCAUUACCUUUCGCAACAGUUUCUCUCUGUGGUGACAGACCUCAUUGACAGACACAAUGGGACAGUCCUCAACGCGACACCUGACACAGUGAUUGCGGUAUGGAAUGCCUUUAGCGAUAACUCGGAUCACGAAAAGGCCGGGAUGCAGUGCGUAUGUGUGGCCACCCAAGCCCUCGAGCCUCUGCUUACGGAGGUAGUUGUUCCUAUGAGACUCGACCUAACCCUUGCCGUGGUGGCAACUUCAGGCCACGUUUUGGCUGGCACUGUUGGUUCAGAAGAGGAAUGUGCCAUGGUGGUGUAUGGGCGAUGCGUGCCCCUUGCAGAGGAAUUACCCGCCUUGUUGGUUGCGCAGGGCGUGAAAUAUGCGUGUGCAGGGGGCUUACCGGAGCAUUGUCCAGAGGCCUUUGCGUGUAUUCCAAUAGACUGUGUGACGGAUUUCGAUAAUAGCAGACAUGUGGUCUACGAGAUUGUUCAGAAACCCGUUCCGUCGCUCCAGCGAUUUACAGAGGCCUUCAAACAAUUUCAGGCGGGCGAAUACGAUCUUGCGGAGCGCACCUAUUUGGAGCUCGCGGGGGAAGACUGCAAGGAUGCCUGGACGCUGCGCAUGGGCCAGCUAUGCUCCUACCUGAAAAAGAGCGGGACGAUGUACACGCGACGAGUUCCCCAGUGGCAAAUUUUUCCAGUUGAGGAGCCUGGCGACAACACCGUGACGCAGCGUCAUAAGUUGUCCUAUCACUGGAGGAAGCCGAAGGUGACCCCCGUCGAGGAUCAACUGCGAAGCGCCAUACUGAGGCAGUCGGACGCACACGCAAGCUCGGCGACGGUGUUUGGCGAGGUUACCCAACCGCGGCUGAACUGCCGUCUGAGUGGCGUUCAAACCACCGCAAAAACGCGUCCUAUUUUGCAAGAGACGCUAAAGCAACCUCCAGUUGUGGAUGUGCGUGAUCGACAAGGCAUGACGUUUCGAAUGUCCAGCCGCAUCUUGGGCAUGGGGAUUGAGGGAAGUGUUUAUAUGGGCUUGUCGCCGACCGGCGCACUGGUCGCCAUCAAGGCAAUCCAACUGCCCACAAUGAGGCACUUGCAAUCGAAUCAAAUGAGCAGCGUCAAUCGUCGACGCUUGCGACGAAAAGGCAUUAACGUUGACGUGAACGUGGACGAGGCGCUGGACGCCAUCGUUAAUGAGGUGAGUUUGCUCUCGCGAUUGCGUCAUACCAACAUUGUGGGAUACAUCUCCUGCGCCGUAGUGGAGAGCAAACUUCUUCUUGUCAUGGAGUUUGCAAGCGGUGGAAGCCUUUACAACAUGCUGAAACGGUUCACCAAGUUUAACGUCGAUCGGGCGAAACAGUACCUGCGGGACGUUUUGAAGGGACUGGCGUAUUUGCAUCGAAAAGACAUUGUGCAUCGCGACAUUAAACCACAAAACGUUCUCGUCCUAGAGACUGGCCUGUGUAAACUGAGUGACUUUGGGAGGUCACAGCGUCUAUUGAAAACCUCCAACACUUCCCAACCAGAGGGGACAGCGCCGUACAUGGCUCCUGAGGCUGCACGCGGCAAGGCAGAGAAGGCCUCAGAUGUGUGGAGUUUCGGUAUUAUGAUGGCGCAGAUGUUAAGCGGCAUUCUGCCCUGGCCGAACAUGGACGAAAUGAUAAUUCAGGCCUUCUGCUACAAUGUGGGGUAUAACGAGAGUUUUGUGCCCCAACUGGACGAGCGCAUUUCAGCAGAAGCGAAGAAAAUCAUCAUGUGGUGCUGCAAUCGUGAACCUUCCAAACGACCUACGGCGGAAGAGCUCCUGAAAUGCCCCUACUUUAGGCAACCGAAAGCGCUUACGAAUACGCCCGCGUCGAACAGAUGUGCAAGCCGCCCUGAGGAGCGAGUUCAAUUCACCUCCUUGCAUGGUGUUCCAUUGAAGCCAGCCAGUCCACAUUUCCCAAACUUUCCUUUUUUUGGGGGGCUUGGGCCAAACAGCUUCAGUGCUUCCGAUUGA
Molecule: messenger RNA, 2991 nt
Organism: Trypanosoma conorhini
Lineage: Eukaryota; Euglenozoa; Kinetoplastea; Trypanosomatida; Trypanosomatidae
Product: putative protein kinase
Exons: 1
Coding region: 1-2991 (996 amino acids)
Biological process (GO): protein phosphorylation
Molecular function (GO): protein kinase activity; ATP binding
Source: RefSeq, a predicted model, not a curated record